This is a messenger RNA of Dama dama (fallow deer), 1374 nucleotides long. RefSeq names its product zinc finger protein 671-like. The transcript has a single exon. NCBI's taxonomy places the organism in Eukaryota, Metazoa, Chordata, Mammalia, Artiodactyla, Cervidae. Gene Ontology annotation, molecular function: DNA-binding transcription repressor activity, RNA polymerase II-specific. The record is from RefSeq and is a predicted model, not a curated record. Bases 1 to 1374 code for a protein of 457 amino acids. Gene Ontology annotation, biological process: negative regulation of transcription by RNA polymerase II.
AUGGCGGACGCCGCACCACACACGGGCUCCUUCAGCCCCAUUGUGACCUUUAAGGAUGUAUUCAUCGACUUUACUAGAGAGGAGUGGGACCUGCUCACUGACAGUCAGAAAUGCCUGUACUAUAAGACGAUGGUGGACAACUUUUCACUGGUAAUGUCAGUGGGACUUGACUAUUGCAGAUAUCAUUUGAUUUCUCCACCAGGGCGAGAGAGAGCACCCGAGGUUCCUGCCAGGAUAGGCAUAGCUGGGGCAGUGGGAGAGGUAAGCCAGGAAAGCCCUGGCCCUAGCCUGGAGGAUAGAGAUGCCUCUUCUGAGCAGGGUAUGGCUAUAAAAAUAUCAAAUGUGCAAAGUCUGCAGGUGGUGCUUUCCAUCCAAAACAGCCACCUACGUGACAUGUGUAACCCAACCUUCAGUGGCGUUUUUCAGCCGGAUGGGCAGCCAGAAACUUCUUCUGAGCAGCAACCACAUACGUGUGGAUCAUGUGGAAGAGCUUUCCCACUCAGUGUAAGUCUUGACCCGAUGGAGAGGUGGCAGAGUGGAGGGACAGUAGCUAGAAGAGAAAGGGACCAGGCCUUCUCCGUGAAUAGCCACAGAUGCCACGGGUUAGGGAAGGCCUGUACCUGUGAGAAGGGUGAAGAAGACGUCUCAACCAGUUCGGGAGUUGUGCAGCACCGUGGUACUCACAACGCGGAGAAUCCAUGCACGAGUACUGAAUGUAAGGAGACCUCUCACACUGGACAAAAGGAGCACCAGUGCAGUGGAAGUGAGGGAGCUUGUAACCAGGAGGAAGGUGUCCAGCAGCAGGAAUUCUACAUACCAGAAAUGUCUUAUGAAUGCAACACAUGUGGGAGAGUCUUUAACUGCAGAGACCUAUUUAAUAAUCACCAGAAAGUCCACACUAGAGAGAGGUCUUCGAAGUGUGACGAAUGUGGGAAAACCUUUUCCCGCAGUUCCUAUGUUAAAAUACAUAAGAGACUUCAUAGUGGAAUAAGGCCUUUUGUAUGUAACGAAUGCGGAAAAUCAUACAUCAGCAAGUCCCACCUCAAUCUCCACAAUAAAAACCACACCAUAGAAAACCUGCAAAGAAGACUGAUUGUAGGAAAUACGUUGACGAUACCAGCCUUGGUUAACGUGAGAGAAGUCACACUGGAGCAAGGCCUCAGUCAUUCAGCAAAUGGGCAAGACAACGUCGAUUACCAGGUAUGUGGAAAGUCUUCAGGAGCUACUUUAUAUUUUCUAACCUUCCCAGAACCUUCCCUUGGCCUGAGGUAUAUCCUUGCUAGUGUCUGUUGUAGAAACUGCCCCACUUCUACCAGCAGACAGACUAAAGACCAUGUGGCUCUUACGCCAAUGUUCUUAGCUGAGUCCAACUGA